This is a messenger RNA of Dermacentor albipictus, 6792 nucleotides long. Its product is annotated as calcineurin-binding protein cabin-1-like. Gene Ontology annotation, cellular component: nucleus. Gene Ontology annotation, molecular function: protein binding; nucleosome binding. The record is from RefSeq and is a predicted model, not a curated record. Lineage: Eukaryota; Metazoa; Arthropoda; Arachnida; Ixodida; Ixodidae. Gene Ontology annotation, biological process: chromatin organization.
CGUUUGUUGCGACGAGCAAGCCUGAGCGCUUUCAAGCAGGCGGAUCUUUUGUUUUGUUUUCGAGUGACGUUUUCCACGGGUCUUGGCCAGAAAAGUUUCUGUAAGGUGCCUGCAGCACUUUCGUGUAAAUCAUUCAAUCGUGAACGUUUGCUUCAGUGCUGGAAGAAGCGAGGAUACUGUGCACUGACUGGGCGGCUCUUGGCUGGUCCGUGGCAUGCUCCGGCAUCGGCUACCGACGGCGUCGCGAUCUCUAAUCCGUGGCAGCCGCGGCGAUGAUCAAGUUCUCCGCGCUCAACUCGAACGACACAUCGUCACCUCAGGAUGACAACGGCUCGCCGGUGGUUACCAGGGAGGCCCAAGAGGAAGAGGCCUUUGGAUUGUACCGUAAGGCGCUUGGUCAACUGCAGCAGGAGAGCCACGACGAGGCCCUAGCUUCGUUCCGCGAGCUGCUUGCGCUGCCGUUCAUCAGCCGGUGCAGCGCGCCGCCUCAAGAUGACAACAGCGAGGCAAGAAGCGGAGGUGGAACGCUGCCUCCGGCGCUUAUGCUCAAGUACGUGGCUCUCAAAAACCUCGGUGCUAUCCACGUGCGGCUAGGAGACACUCGCGGCGCGGUCGCCGCCUACUUGGACGCUGCAGAGAUCGACUCUACCGAUGUCACGCUCUGGUACAAGAUCGGUCGACUCGCUCUCGGGCUCUACUUGUAUCCGCUCGCGAGGAUCGCCUUCGAGGAAGGACUGCGUUGCAGCGCGCAACACUGGCCCUGCCUCAGCAGCCUGAUGACGGUUCUGUAUGUCCUCAACGACCAUUUAGGCUGCCUCGAAUGCGCGGCUCGGGCGCUGCGGCUCGACCCCGGUUACGUGAAGGCGCUGGCAUUGAGAGAGGCCGUGUACCGAGAGAAUCCGGCUCUGAAGAGCUGCCAAGACGGCGUGUUCAGGGGCUGCGACCCGUCAGUAUUCACGCGAACCGUGAGCAAGGAAGACGCGGAAGCUGUGCUCUCCGAAGCGAGGCAGCUGAGGGAGAAGCGCCGCGAGUUGUACACGCCCGGGAAGUUGCCCAGGCUACCGCUGCGUAAGAAACUCGGCGAGGUGUCCUGGGUCGCCCUCGGUCAGGCAAUGUUGGAACUAUACGAGUUCAUAGCCACUACAAAGCACGACAGUGACGUGUCGCUUGCUUGUAAAGUGGACCUGCUGAGGAGCGAGACCGAUAACAAGCCCGUCGCCGAAGCCACCGACUUGAAGAAAGAAUCUCCUUCAGACAGCCUGCAGCAAGGCAGCGGGAAUUCGUCGGGCGACCUCGUCAUUUGUAUCAACCCUCCGAGCGACCCGACGUCGCAGGCCGAGUUACCUGAGGCUCAGCCACAGGUAGAACCUGGGGAACCGCAGUUAGCACAGCCUGCGGACUUGGGAUCACUGGCCGAGCAGCUCACUGUUGUGACUCAGGAAUUAGCUACACCUGAUGAAAACGGGGCAUCGAGGACAACACUUGGUGGAGGCAGGAGGGGCGGGAAGCGUAAGCGGCUGUCACUAGAGCACUUGGAUCCCUCUUUGAAGAGACGCUCAGCAAGGGUUCGAAACACACUGCGUAAGACACAGGAGAGCAUCAACUACCAGGAGCUCUUGACACAAUUCCUACCAUCCAGUCUCGCAUACGAGGGCAAGGACGAUAGGGAAGACAGCAUCCCAAACUUCUCUGACCUGAACAGCGACCACACCUAUGGCUUGACCCCAAACAGCAGUCUGCAGGAAGAUGUUGACAAGGUAGUCUCUGAUAUUGAAGGCAUAGAAAAAACUGAAUCAGAAGAUGUGCAGAAGUUUAUUAAUGACCAUGGGGACAGGCACACCCUGAUGGACCUUAUGGAAGACUACCUGUGGGAGCUGAGCAGUCGAGAAGAUCUUCUUUGGCCUCCUCGUUUGUGUGAUAUCUUUGUUGAUGUGUACAAGAGCUUAAGACCUCAUAUAGAAAGACCAUCUAUCUUUGCAGGGCAUGAUGAAGCCUCAAACAUUUUGCGACAUGCUAUGUCAACUUUGCUGUACUGUGAGUUUAUGAUGGACAAGGUUGUUGUGGCAAAAGCACAAGCUCAGCCAUCUGUGUCAGUAUCGCCGAGAAGUCCUGGCAACCAGUUAGGACCAGAGUUUCCUAGCAGCCAAUUUGGGAGUGACUUGGAGUUUCUUGCUCAGAUGUCGGUGAGGGAAGGUGUAUUUGAAGAGAAAUGGAUCCCAUUUGUUCUUCGUUCAUUCUGGGCAGAGGCACGGUUUUUGAUGCUUAGUGGUGAAAUGGAAUCUGCUGUGCAGGUGCUAGAAAAUGUUCUUUGUCGUAUAGAUUAUGAGAGUCCCCCUGACACACAACCUGUGAAGGUACAGAUAACAAAUUGUAAAAUGAAUGAUGUUAUUUCGCGAGAGGUUGUUCAGGAGCAGCUUGAAUCGUUACAGAGAUGCCAGUCUCUUGAAGAGGUGCAUCGUCUUUAUGAGCUUGGUAGGUAUAAGGUGGUGGCUGACCUGUUGAUUCAGACGUUUAAAAAGCCAGCUUCUAGAGGUCGUAAACUACAUGCUAAAGCAAACAUCCCUGAACGCCAUGCUCAGCUCAUACUUUUGCAAGAAUCAUUGUGGAAUUUAAAGGACUACUCAGGCUGUCUGAUUUGGGGUGAGGCUUCACUAAAUGAAGCUCUGAACCAGUAUCUUUCAGUGACAAGUGCAGCACUCAAGUGUGACUGGUCGAACACAAUUGUCAUAGUUCUCUCAGAUAUUCAUCGUUGCAUCAAGCAAGACAUGGGACUACUUGGUUGUCUUGAGAGCCCAAAACUCACUAGAAUGGCACAUAACAUCAUUAAGCUGAUCAAUGUCCAGAUGGAUGUCGGUGAGUCUAGUAAUGAGAUGGCAGUGCCCACUGUUAUAUCAUGGAACAUACUGUACUAUAUACUCAAAUACGAGGAAGACAAGAUACAACUGUUGGCAGCACGAUCUGAGGGCCAGUCAGGUGUACCUAGCUUUGGCGAGACUGGAAAGAAUGCUGGGUUGACUGGUGCCAUGCCGUCAUCUUUGAUGCUCUUCUUCACAGCCCAUGAGCACUUGGGCAGGCGGUCAUGGUGUACGAUAUCUGAUGGUGUUCUUUUGUUCCUGUUUGUGGAUGUUGUGACUCAAGAGCUUUCUAAGAAGUCCGCAGCUGCAAAUGCUUUCCAUGAAGAUCUUAACAACGGCAUUGAACAGUGCUUCUACUGUCUUUAUGGGCACCCAAAUCGUCGUGGGAAGGUUAAACACCUUCAAGAGCACAAUGCAAAGCCAGUGAGUCUCACCUGGGAUGGCUGCAAACACGUCUUUGACUUCUUCAAGCCACAGUAUCUGCCUGGCUUCGAUAGCUAUAAAGCUAGCACUGUUUCAUCGGAGCUUGAAGUGCUGCUGAAGCGCAUUGCAGCACUGGUUCCUCCUGAGCAGGAUCCUAGCAAUAUGGAAACGACAAUAGCUGCGUACAUUGAUGGUAGUGUUACUGCUUUUCCAACCCUUCCUGAUACAAGUAAUUUUAGCCCUGUGGUGCUUGAACUGUACUAUCUGCUUGGUGACUACUACUUCAAGAACAAGGAAUUUGCAAAGGCCAUACGUUACUACACACUUGAUGUCUGCCUGAACCCUAACCGACUUGACUCAUGGGCAGGCCUUGCGCUUUCACGAAGUACCCAGAUAGAGCAGCGGAUUAACUCCUGCGAGCCAAAGAAUGAAGGGACCAUUCAGAAGAGGGCAGCGUCAUCACUUAGGUGCUUUAAGCGCGCACUUGAAAUUGAUGCCAGUAACUCAGCGUUGUGGAUCGAAUACGGAUCAUGUGUCUACAUGUUGCAGUCGAAUGUCUCUCGACAACUGAAGCAAAGCAGCCAAUUUGCACUGAGUGAUGAAGCCGUCGAGGCUCUUGCUAAGCGGAAGAAGGAACUUUUGGAUACAGCCAAGAACUGCUACGAGUCGGCGAGCCGCUGCGAGGAGGACUGCAGAGGCGCUGAUGAGAUGUGGCUCAACCACUACCUGUUGGGAAAGAUCACGCACAAGCUGGGUUACUCGCCGGCCGUGUACCUCGACCACUUGUAUCAGUCGCUGCAGCAUCUGUACGAAAUGAACGCCAAGUAUCCGCGGCGGAUCUUGUACCACUCACCGCCUCCGCUUUCGAUUGAAUCGCUAGAGCUGUACUACAAGAUACACGCGCUUUCCAUGAAAUACUUGCUCACGUACGAGGAUACGCCGGCACCCAAGGACGAGCUACGCGCAAUCUGGAAGUUUAUUCAGAAGGCAGGAAGCAGCCCGUUUGCAAAGUUCCAGGAGAAGGCUGAUCUUAUGGAGUAUUACUCGUCGUCGGAGGACGAGGAAGACGAAAGCGACGAAACUGGCGGAGAAGGAAAAGCCGGCGACACGAGCAGGCAGGUCAAGAAGAGGAGCCUGGAGACUGACCACGACUACUACCAUGCUAAGAAGCCGCAUCUGGAGCAGAAACGCGAAGGAGCGAAGCCUUCAACUGGCGACUCUCCUUCUCGACCAGAUGAGCGGGAAUUGUCGGCUGUAAAGGACAUUCUCGACUGUCUUUUGUCUGUUGUCAGCGACAAGCUGGCGGCCGAAGAAAGACAGGCUCCGUCGAACCGUGCAUCUGUGUCCACGGCGGGAACAGAUGAAUCCAUGGCGAAGGCUAGAACGGACGGUCAAGGCGUCGCCCCUACUACUGACUCGUGUCCCGCAAAAGACCCCGUGGAAGUGAAACAAGAGAAACGUGCCGAUGCCCCGUGCCAAAGUCCUGCAAAGGAGCAGAGCGCAGUAGCCCAGCGAGACGAACAAAUCAAGAAAGACGCUGACAGCGUCAAGAAAAAGCCCGCGCCUGGUCAGUCCUCUGAUGCGUCAGAGGCAGCGAAAGCGUCCAAGCAGGUCACCUCGGCGCCGAACAGCGACCCGUUCUUGAAACUCGAAGAGGCCGAAAUGAAGCAGGUCCUGCUGAAGACGUGCGUGCACGCCAUGAAGGAGUGCGUGAGUCGCUUCCCGCAGCACUUCAAGAGCGUCUACUACCUGGCGCGCUUCUACUGCCACUCCAAGCGCUCAUGCAAUCUGCAGCUGGCGCGCGACUACUUGCUGGACUCGGGGAUGAACCGACCGACUGCAACGGGGUCGGAUUCGGCGCCAGCCGUGCCCGGCCUGUUCGCCGAACGGAAGACCACCAACUUCUUCACGGGCAUCUGGCACACGCCGGGCGACGAGAUAGACCGCGCGGGCAGCUUCGCGACGCACAUGCACCGCUCCAUCGUGCUGCUGCUGGAGAUACUCGAGCGGUGCGGCGACGUGGACAUGCUCGCGCAGCUGGCGGUCCAGCUGAACCGCGAGCCGGAGCCGGAGAAGAAGUACCUGCGCGACGUGGACCGCACGUACUUGGCCCGGAAGGCGUUCGAGACCGCCGUGAUCCUGGCCAGCCGGCGGCUCGACGUGCUGAUGAACGAGGAACCGCCUCCGGAAGACGACGUGCUGGUGUCGGCCCUGCUGGACGUCUACCGAGUGUUCCUGGUGUUCCAGAAGCAGGGCGUGUUCGUGGACGAGGCCGGCUCGGCGCUGGCCGAGUCGUACCGCCUCUACAAGCUGGGCGAGGUCGACUCGUCGCCGCCCAUUGCCGAGCAAGCCGUCAUGUUCUGCGCUCGGCGGCAGCACAGGGAAUCCCUGCGCGCCUUGGAGGCGGCGGCGCACGGCUUCGAUCAGCAACCGCUCUACGAUGUGGACGGAACUGCCGGGAGCUAUUCGGACUCGCUCUGAGGCGUGGGUCGUGCGUGCAUGUGUGGCGGUGACGCUUGGUGUGUUUCACGUGCUGUGCUCCUAGGUCGUCGCGCAAGUUGCCGAAGCCGAGCGGUGCCCAGAAGUCCGACAUCACGCGUCGGGUGUCACGUUUCUCGGCAUUUCCUUGCAGCUUGUGGGACGCACGAAGAAGCGCUAUGACCUGGAAGUAGUCUUUAAUGUGUCGCUCCGAGUAGUCUGGGUAGGCUGGGGCGCGUUAUUCAGGCAUACUGACUCGCACAUGCCUAUACGCUUCCUCCGUUAGUUCUCUGCGAGGCACAACGCAAUGUUGAAUACAGCAUCCCCAUCUAUGUAGAUAACGUUCUAAUUUGGUUUCGCACGCGCACGAAUAACCGCCAUUCUUACUGAUUUUGUACUGCAAGCUCUGCAUUUACUUUUAAAACGUUUGGCGAGUCAGAACAACGCAGUAGUGCAGUAAUUUACCAGCGUUUAAUUCGCAGUGGCGGCACUAGGCCGGCUGAAGGCGUUCGUUCCAUUCUUGUGGUAUAUAAACUAAUCGCUUAGAGUUGAAUGUCGGGCACGUAUCAGUGUAACUUGACGAGUACAUGGGCCUCCGUUUUCUUUUGCUUUUUUUAAAGAAUGGCGGAAGGACUUCCUUUGGGACGCUGUCUGUGCUCUGUGGAGUGUCCGCGCGGGUCGCGCUAGCGCUUUGCGUCUCGCUUGCGUUGUACCGCGGUCUUGGAGGAGUGCGCGCUUCGGCGUGUGUGACGCCUAGUACGGUGCUCGUGCACAAGGCACGAAAAUGUAAAUAGUGUAUAAAGAAUUUGAAGCAAGCAGGGCAUCGCCAUUUAGCCUGCGUCGCUCAGCUGUAUGGCGUAUCGGCUAAGCGGCUAUGCUCUGCUUUUGUCUUGAGUGCGUGACGCAAGUCGUGAUCGUCGAAAUUGUGCGCGACGUAAUUUCUUCGGAGGCAGUUUCUUUUUUUUUAUUUUCGUGUAUAUAUACGCCUCUGUUUUAUUCCUAGGUCGCAAUAAAGUACAAUAUUUUACACGGCUGC